GCCCUGGAGAAAGCGCCCGCCAAAAGUGCCCCGCCUGGGAGGCUGGGCGGCAAAGCCCCCCUGGAUCCCGCCGGCGAGAGGCAGCUGGUGGACGAGGAGGAGCUGCUGAGGGAGAUAGAAGAGCUGCGCUCCGAAAACGAUUACCUCAAGGAUGAGCUGGAUGAACUCCGGGCUGAAAUGGAAGAGAUGCGGGACAGCUACCUUGAAGAAGAUGUUUAUCAGCUUCAGGAACUUCGGCGAGAGCUGGAUCGUGCAAACAAGAACUGUCGCAUUUUGCAGUAUCGUCUCAGGAAAGCAGAACAGAAAAGCUUGAAAGUUGCACAAACGGGUCAAGUGGAUGGGGAGCUCAUUAGAAGCUUAGAGCAAGAUCUAAAGGUAGCCAAAGAUGUAUCUGUCAGGCUGCACCAUGAAUUGGAGAACAUGGAAGAAAAGCGCGUUAAAGCAGAAGAUGAGAAUGAACUUCUUCGUCAGCAAAUUAUUGAGGUGGAAAUAUCUAAGCAAGCACUGCAGAAUGAGCUCGAUAGAACGAAAGAGAGUUCUUUGAAAAGAAGAGGUAGCAGGGAUAUUCACAAAGAAAAGAAGGCAUUUGCUCAGGAAGACAGUGCUGAUUUGAAAUGCCAGCUUCAAUUUGCCAAAGAAGAAGCAGCACUGAUGCGUAAGAAGAUGGCCAAGCUAGGCAAGGAGAAAGAUGAACUGGAACAAGAACUCCAAAAGUACAAGUCCAUCUAUGGAGAUGUAGAAAGCCCACUCCCUACUGGGGAGGCUGGAGGACCACCCAGCACAAGAGAGGCUGAACUGAAGCUUCGCCUAAAACUGGUGGAAGAGGAAGCUAAUAUACUGGGAAGAAAGUUAGUGGAACUGGAGGUGGAAAAUAGAGGUAUUAAGGCUGAGAUGGAGGACUUGAGGUGCCAGUACGAGAGAGCAUGUCUUAGUCAGGACCAUAUUUCAAGCAUUCCUACCUCACCAUAUAGUGACUCUCUGGAGUCAGCUGCAGAGCUACGCCGUCAUUUGCAGUUUGUAGAAGAAGAGGCAGAACUGCUGAGGAGAUCCAUCUCUGAAAUUGAAGAUCACAAUAAACAGUUAACAAAUGAACUAAAUAAAUUCAAGUUUGAGCCUGGACAGGAGUCUAGCUGGCUUGAUGAUAAUGCUUCCAAGUGUGGUGGGUCCUUACAAGAAGAGCUGAAAUCAGCCCGGAUGCAAAUCAAUGAACUGAGUGGGAAAGUGAUGAAACUCCAGUAUGAGAAUCGUGUUUUGAUGUCCAACGUGCAGCGCUAUGAUCUUGCCUCACAUCUAGGACUGUGGACUUCAAGCCCAAGGGACAGCGAUGCUGAGAGUGAUAUAGGGAAAAAAGAGUGUGACAAUGAAGAGGGCCGUCUACCUCAGCCAAAGAGAGAGGGUCCUAUUGGGGGUGAAAGUGAGUCAGAAGAUUUGUAUGAAAAGACAUCAGGUUUUGGGAGUGGGAAACCAUCAGAAGUUAGUGAUCCAUGCUCUAGUGAACUAACAAGAGCCAAAGAGGAUGCAGAAUCUUUGCUCAACAUCAGACGUGAGGCUGAACGUCUGGAAAGAGCUGUGGAUCGUCUCAUCAUUGACACUGAUAGCUUAAUUUAUGAAGCAAAAGUGCACAUAACCAGAAGUAAAUCGUCUGAGCAAGGUUUUGAAAAAGAUGAAGAAAGAGGAGAGAUGAAAAAGGAACCAGAACUUUUGGAUACAAUCAAUUCAAGGAUGAAAACUUUCCAUAAAGAACUGCAAACCUUCCUGGAGAAGGUUGAUAAUGUUGGGGAAGGCCUAAAAGAACAAAUGGAAGAUCUUUCUCCUCUUCCCCUUCUUACAGAGUCUUCCAGUUUUCUGUCCACAAUGACAUCCAUAUCCCGAGAGUCGCCCAUUGGUAAUCAGCCGAAGGAGUUAAUCACAGACUUCCAGUCCAAACUGAGGGAUCAGAUGGAGUGGCAGCGCAACCAAGACCAUGGAGAUGAGCAAGAGAUUCACCACCAACGAGGCACCGCCGAACCACACGUCAGAGCUGAUGGAGACUUUAAACUCUACAGGCCAGGAAAGAAGGGUUGUUUCAGUCUAGAGAAUGUAUCGAUACAAGAGCUUCAGGCUCAGCUUGAGCAGGAGGUGAAACUUCGCCAAGAAGAGCAAGAAAAACUUACAGAGAGGAUCAUUCAGCUGGAAGAGGACCAUCUGCAAAGCCUACAGAGGAAAGACUUGGAAGUGCAAAGCUUGACUUUGCAGAACAAAUUGGAAGAGAAGACAUGGAGUCAGGAGAAAAACCUGAUGCAUCAAGAACUCAGGCAUUUUAAACAGAACACCUUUCUCUUGUAUGUCAAACUGAAAUGGCUGCUGAAACAGAGGCAGGAAGGGAAGCAAGUGGAGGAGCAAGGAGAGGACAUACUUGAGUUGGAACACCUUGCUUCUAUGCCAGAAUUCAGUUUUCAAUCUGAAAAUAAGGAUGAUGAACAAGAAGAGGAGGAGGAAGAUGUAGUGUUUGCACUGACAGAUUACUCUCAACAUUCCACUGUAAAAACAUGUGACCGUGGACCACAGUUACAGACUGCAGAAUUGUUACAGCAUCAAAAGCAGGCAAGAGAAAAUCACCAACUUUUAAAUGCCCUAAAAGUUCUGCUGGAUGACUUUCGAUCUGAGCUCCAGGAGGAUGAGCAAGAACGUCACAAUCUCCAGCAGCAAUAUGCCACAGACAAAGCUGCUUGGGAGGUGGAAUGGACUAAGCUGAAGUGUCAGUUGGAGCAGUUUGAAGGGAAGAAUGGAAAAGCACAGAGUGACCUUGGUCUUGAUAUAAAGGCAGCUCUUAAGAGGGAGAGAGAGGAGCACAAGAAACUCCUCGCUGACAGUCACAAAAUUGUGAUGAACUUGCAGUGGCAAAUCCAGCACAGUGAGAAGAACUGGAACAGAGAAAAAAAAGAGCUUCUGGAACGGCUGGAUAACGACCGGCGAGAGUGGGAGCAGCAAAAGAAGGACCUGCUGAGGAGGCUGGAACAGAAGGUAAAUUCCAAAAGAGGAGACAGCAUCCUUUGUGACUCACAAGAAACUAGCCUUCAUUCAUUUUCAAAUAAAGGGAACCAUCAUGUGCCUCGUUCAGUAGGAUCAAGAUCCUACUCUGAUUCGGACACCAUGCAAUUUGAAGAUCGAUCACUGUCAAAACUGAAGGAAAGUGACCGGUGCACUGCCACAGAAAACCUCUUUCUAGACACAUUGUCUCUUGAUUCUACUGAUGAUGCUGAUGAACCGCAAUCUCAGAAAUUGGAACAAGAAACGUUUUUAAGUUGUGCAAGCGAGGAAGAAGAAGUGCACAAGGGAAAUCUUCAAAGGGCAAUGUCGGUUUCCUCUAUGUCAGAGUUCAAACGCUUGAUGGAUAUUUCUCCUUUUCUUCCUGAGAAGACUUUGCCUUCCUCUAGCACCAAAGAGGAUAUAACACCUCCUUUAUCCCCUGAUGAUCUGAAAUACAUUGAGGAAUUUAACAAAAAUUGGGAUUACAGUACAUCCAGAAAUCAUAAUGGAGCUGCAGAAAGGUCUACAGAUACAUGGGCAGAGAGGACAGAGAUCGGGAAGGCAGGAAAUAAUUCAGUUCCAGAUUCAUUCCAACCCUCUUCUUGGUACCUCACCACCAGUGUUACUAUGACAACCAAUACCAUGACCAGCCCUGAGCACUGCCAGAAACAGCCACUGUGGAGCCAGGUUGUCACAGAGAAAAUGGGGGUUAGGGUCUUUCAUAGUCCACCAGUCGUCCGUAGGUUUGAUAACUCAGUGAUAGCUGGUAAUGAAGGAAAAGGCCAGCCUGAGCCAGACUUUUUGUUUCCUGUGGCCAAAGCUAAAGGGAACAUGGGCGAAACAAAAGGUGCUGCUUCAGAAGUAUUUGGAAGAUGGUCUUGUGAACUCUCCAAACAUCACAAUGAUUUCUUAGAAAGUAAUCUUCAUCCCAUUGAGCACCCUAUUUGCACUACUGUGGGUUUUGCCUCAUCGUUGCACAGUUUGGAAAUGUCCAAAAACAUGAGUGAUGAUAUGAAGGAGGUAGCUUAUUCUGUUAGAAAUGCAAUACGUUCAAAUUCAACAGAUCUUCAGUUCAGAGACACAGCUUGUCAGACUAAUGGAGUGAGAACUAUGGGAACGCAGACCACUCAAACAAUCAGUGUGGGCUUGCAGACAGAAACUUUGCGUAGUAUCACCAGUAGUCCACACAAGUGUCUGACACCAAAGGGAGUAUCCACACCUGUGUCAUCACCAUCAAGAAGCUUAAGAAGCAGGCAAGUGGCCCCUGCUAUUGAAAAGGUCCAAGCCAAAUUUGAACGCACAUGCUGCUCUCCCAAAUAUGGUUCCCCAAAAUUACAAAAGAAAGCCUUUUCCAAAACUGAUCAGCUGAAUACUCGGACCUUACCAAGUACACCUCAGAAAGGGUUCAGUGAAUCUGCAUGGGCCAGAUCAACUACUACAAGGGAGAGCCCAGUUCAUACCACUAUCAAUGAUGGCCUCUCUAGUUUAUUCAAUAUCAUUGACCAUACCCCUGUGAUUUAUGACUCUCUACAAAAAUGCUCCAGGUCCUGCAGCCGAUCUAGGUCAGCAGAACCCAGGUCAGAACUGGGGCCCAUGCAAGACAUGUGCACAAGUCUCCGUGGAAGAUCACCCAGUCCCCUCCGUUUGGGCACAGAGCAACAAAAGGAUGAAGGUGCUGAGACGACGAGUAUCAGACAAGACUUAUCAGCUCCUCCAGGAUAUACUCUUACAGAAAAUGCUGCCAGAAUCCUGAACAAAAAGCUUAUGGAGCAUGCUUUAAAGGAGGAAAAAAGACUAGCUUCACACAGCCCUCCCAGUCUUAGCAAUGAAAACAGCACAGGAGAAAUGGUCAAAGCUGAAUCAGGAUCCAUUGAGAACCAAACUGUCUUACUAACUGCCCCCUGGGGACCCUAACCCUGCCUGCCUCACUGCUGAACUACCAUGUUCCGCACUAGCUCCACCCUUAGAAUCCUGCUUCUCCCGGCCAGAGAGACCAGCGAAUCGGCGCCCACCUUCCCGAUGGGCUUCACAUUCCCCUACUGGCUCUCAAUCUCAGUUAACUGAGGAGGAAUAU
Molecule: messenger RNA, 5083 nt
Organism: Heteronotia binoei (common prickly gecko)
Lineage: Eukaryota; Metazoa; Chordata; Lepidosauria; Squamata; Gekkonidae
Gene: MTCL1
Product: microtubule crosslinking factor 1
Exons: 16
Coding region: 178-4923 (1581 amino acids)
Biological process (GO): establishment or maintenance of epithelial cell apical/basal polarity; regulation of autophagy; microtubule bundle formation
Cellular component (GO): spindle pole; midbody; apicolateral plasma membrane
Molecular function (GO): microtubule binding
Source: RefSeq, a predicted model, not a curated record